AUGGACCCUCUAUCUGCCGCGGCAAGUGUCAUUGCAGUCGUCCAGCUGACAGCAACCAUUGUACAGCUAUGUGGGGUAUAUGCCAGCAAAGUCAAGGAUGCAAAGCAAGAUAUUCUCCGUCUUGGAGAGGAAGUUGACGCCCUUCGGAAGAUACUUAUCACGUUGCACGAAUUUAUGUCCGGGCCAGACGGCGCAGAUUCCAUCGUUCAUGACGACCUACUCGCAAACAUCGCAAGAUGCUUUACGACGCUCUCCGGAUUCGAAAAGAAGCUGGAUCUGAAGACCACGCAGAAAGCUAUUAGGAGGAAGCUUCAUCUUCUCAAGUGGCCCCUUGAGCAGGGAGAGGCGGACAGGGUUAUCGAACACAUUGAAAGGAAGACUGCGCGCAUCCUUGACAGGAAGCUAGACUUUGGCACCUUACGCACGGCGAAAGGCGCCGCAUUCGAUUCGUACGACAAUUUGCAUAAGGAGUGUCUCCCUGGAACACGGGUCGAAUUACUAGACGAGAUUGAAAGAUGGGCUACCGCGCAAGAUGGAAAAUGCAUCUUUUGGCUGAAUGGCAUGGCAGGGACUGGGAAAUCAACCAUUUCCCGAACCAUUGCCAGCCGCCUAAAACGGCAGGGGCUACUCGGAGCCAGCUUCUUCUUCAAGAAGGGCGAGGAAGACCGCGGGACUGCCAAAAAACUGUUCCCGACGCUUGUGGAGCAGCUGGUUAUUGGCUUGCCAGACAUGGUCUCGGGUGUCCAAGCUGCAAUCAAGGACGAUCCCAAUAUUUCGGAAAAGGUGCUUAGGGAGCAAUUCGAGAAGCUUUUCCUCCAUCCACUGCUUGAAAUUGGCCACAACUGGACAAAGACCAUCACAAAGGUGAUUGUAGUUGAUGCGCUAGAUGAGUGCGACCAGGAAGAAUCUAUACGGCAUCUUCUCAGACUCUUGCCGCAGGUUCAUCAAUCAAGUUCGGUCCAAAUUCGGUUCCUGCUGACCAGCAGACCCGAAUUACCAAUCAGAUUAGGAUUCAGCAGCAUUUCUACCGAUGUACAUCAGGAUUUGGUUCUACAUGAGAUCCCAGAACCAGUGGUUAGACAUGAUAUCUCAUUGUAUAUUGAAAAUCGACUCGCGCUACUGAGACAGGAACGUUCACUUCCACUGGACUGGCCUGGUGAAGAGGCUACCCGGGCUUUGGUCGAGAAAGCCAUCCCACUGUUCAUUUCAGCAUUUACCUUGUGUCUAUUUAUUGGUGAUGAGAAUUGGAUCCCGGAAAAACGACUCAGGGCAAUACUUGCCGACGAAACCACGUACCUCUCUAAAAUGGAUGGCAUAUACCAGCCAGUGCUACACCAACUCCUUACUGGCCAAGAGGAAUCUGAGUCACAGCAGUUGGUUCAAGAAUUCAAAGAGAUAAUUGGUGUUAUUAUCCUUCUUGCUACUCCUCUCUCUGUUAAUAGUCUUUCUCGGCUUCUUGAAAUGAGCAAAGAUGACAUUAACAUUCGACUACGACGGCUUCAUUCAGUUUUGAACAUACCAAAUGAUACAGAGAAGCCCGUGAGGCUUCUUCACCUAUCAUUCAGGGAUUGGCUUCUGAAUCCUAAAAAAGAAAACAGUACAUUCUGGAUAGAUGAACAAAGAGUCCACCGAACUCUCACUACACUAUGCUUACAAAACAUGAAGAAGAAUUUGAGAAAGAAUAUCUGCGAGCUUCCAAGCGACGGUAAACUACGCAAAGAGAUAGACAUGCAGUCUGUGGAUAACCAUUUGCCAUCAGAUUUGCGUUACUCUUGCCGCUACUGGAUACACCAUUUAGUCCAAACAAAGGAGCCAGCCGCCGACGUAUCCGGCAUCUUUUCUUUCCUCGAGGAACAGUUUCUUCACUGGAUAGAAGUCAUGAGCAUUCUGGGCUUCUUAUCUGAAGCAAUUUCAAUGCUUGCGCUAUUACAGUCGGUUGUACAGGAUCCUGAGAUGUCCGACAACAUACGUGAUAUGAGACGUUUUGUUCUUCGAAAUAGACAUAUUGCUGACGUCGCACCGCUUCAGCUAUACGCAUCUGGUCUCAUAUUUUCACCAGAAUUGUCUUUCGUAAGAAAGACCUUUAGCAGUGAGUUCCCAGAUUGGUUUCUCAGACCACCAAAAAUCAGGCAAACCUGGACUGCAGAGAUCCAGACUUUGGAAGACCACUUCAGUUCGGUUGGGGCGGUGGCAUUUUCACCAGAUAGUAAGGUGUUAGCCACUGGCUCCAGGGAUCAUACAAUAAAGCUUUGGGAUACUACCACUGGAGCCCUACAACAGACCUUAAAAGGUCAUUCAAGAUCGGUCAUUGCUGUUGAAUUCUCACCCGAUGGUCAGUCACUAGUGUCAGGCUCGGACGAUCAUGUAAUCAAUGUCUGGGAUAUCUCUACAGGGGCCCUGCAGCACAGUCAUAAUGACUAUACUAGAAAAGUUAGGACCAUGAAUAUCUCGCCCAACGGUCAUUUAAUAGCAUCUGGUACCAAUCAUGGUACAGUCUGGCUUUGGGAUGCCAAUACCAGAGCUAUGAGACAAACGCUCGAAAGCCAUACGGAGGAAAUAGAAACUUUAUCAUUCUCACCAGAUGGCCAAUUGUUGGCAUCAGGUUCCUGCGACGAGACGAUUAAGUUAUGGAAUACUAGUACUGGAACCUUGAAAGAUACUUUGAAAGGUCAUGUCGAUUGGGUUCUGACCGUUGCAUUUUCACCAAACGGCACUUUACUCGCGUCGGGCUCCAGAGACGGCACCAUAAAUCUCUGGGUCGCCGCUACUUUAUCUUUGAAGCAAACGAUGAAUACAAAAGGGUAUCCCCAACAGACGGCAACCUAUCAGGGUCGUUCCGUUGUGGCGGUGGCGAUUUCGACAAACAGCCGAGUACUAGCGUCUAGUUCUGGGGAUCGUAUACUUAUGAUUUGGGAUGUUACGACCGGUGCCGUACUACAAGUUUUAGAGGGCCAUAUGUCUACAGCUUGGGCAGUGAGGUUUUCACAAGAUGGACAAAUGCUAGCUUCAGGUUCUCAUGAUGGAACCGCCAAGCUCUGGGAUAUCACUACUGGAUUUUUGGGGGAACACAUGCAACAAAAUUCACCAACAACACAACUGAAUGCUGAAGCAAAGAAAAUCCCCAUAGACCAUUCUGGUCAGGUUAUAAUUACUACAAUCUCUCCAAAUGGUCAGAUACUUGCAUCUGGUUCUGUUGAUUACAUGGUCAAACUUUGGAGUGUCACUACAGGAGCUUUGCUGAAGACAUUACCAGGCCAUCAAGAUUGGGUCGAUAAGGUUGCGUUCUCACCAAACAACCAAUUACUAGCAUCUAGCUCACGUGAUGGUAUAAUUAUGAUCUGGGGAGUUACGGGAGACCUCAGACAUACACUGGACCGCCAGCUAGACAUGAUUAACACCAUGGUGUUUUCGCCUGAUAGCAGACUGCUAGCGUCGGGAUGUGAUGACUGCACAGUCAAAAUAUGGGACACUGCAUAUGGGACACUGACGCAGAGCCUAGCAGUGAAAGAGUGUGUGAGAUACAUGACAUUCUCCCCCCACGGCGGGUGUCUGGAAACCGACCAAGGAAGCCUUGAUAUUCAGUUUGAGUAUGAGAAUAGCCACCCUGAUACAGUCCUUGCUGACAGCAGGAGUAUGUCACUAAUAAACGGAUGGGUAUACCUUGAUGGUGUUAGGCUUCUGUGGCUGCCUUUUGAGUAUCGUCCGAUGUCCUGGGACAGUACUGGCUGUACCAUCGCGCUUGGGUAUUAUUCUGGAGAUAUCUCUUUCAUGGAGUUUCGCCCAUGGUGAUAUUAUGCGAAUCCUUGUCUAUUCGUGAAUGCUAUUUUCCGUGCUUGAGAUCCUGAUAGAAAUUAUGGGGCUGAUGUCUAUACUCUCAUCUACCUACUGUCUGCUAUAAAUAAUGUACAUGCUAGCUCAAC
Molecule: messenger RNA, 3920 nt
Organism: Aspergillus campestris IBT 28561
Lineage: Eukaryota; Fungi; Ascomycota; Eurotiomycetes; Eurotiales; Aspergillaceae
Product: WD40 repeat-like protein
Exons: 3
Coding region: 1-3789 (1262 amino acids)
Molecular function (GO): protein binding
Source: RefSeq, a predicted model, not a curated record